AUGGACUCCGACCAGACAGCCCAGUGCGUUGUGUAUUCCGUCGUCGUUUGUGUCCUGCUUAUUAUCGUUGGCCUCCUCAUAUUCAUCGUGAGUGUGUUUGUCUUGGGCCCGGUCAUUGAUGCAGUGCAAGUCCGCAUUGUAGAGAUCAAUGAGACCACCACCAGAGACAUGGAACCCGUUCACGAUUACGACUACGACUGAACUAAAGGAAACAUUUUUCUCGGCCUGAUUCCGUUAAGAUGAAAAGCAAUAUUCUGUGACCAAAUUAAAUGCAUUUUUUUUGUACAUUAUACUUGCCAAUAUUUAUAUUAUCUACUUUUACAUCUC
Molecule: messenger RNA, 327 nt
Organism: Drosophila gunungcola (fruit fly)
Lineage: Eukaryota; Metazoa; Arthropoda; Insecta; Diptera; Drosophilidae
Exons: 1
Coding region: 1-201 (66 amino acids)
Source: RefSeq, a predicted model, not a curated record